Neospora caninum is the source of this 1533-nucleotide messenger RNA. Its product is annotated as putative inositol monophosphatase domain-containing protein. Bases 1 to 1533 code for a protein of 510 amino acids. The record is from RefSeq and is a predicted model, not a curated record. Gene Ontology annotation, biological process: phosphatidylinositol phosphate biosynthetic process; sulfur compound metabolic process. NCBI's taxonomy places the organism in Eukaryota, Apicomplexa, Conoidasida, Eucoccidiorida, Sarcocystidae. The transcript has 11 exons. Gene Ontology annotation, molecular function: 3'(2'),5'-bisphosphate nucleotidase activity; magnesium ion binding.
AUGGCUUUCUCGUCCCCAGGUGCCCCAGGUCAGCUCGAUCUGCGGCCGCUGCAACCGGUGGUUCUCGAAGAUGUUGAUGUGACGAUUGACAUCAUCGACAUCGUCAAACUUGCCUGUCAAGCUAGCCAGACGGUCUUGGAAGUGUAUAACCUGUCAAGUCAAGAUUGGGGAAUCGAGUUCAAGGACGGCAGAGAGCCACUGACGAAAGCGGACCUACAAGCAAACCAGGUCAUUUGCACAGGUCUUACUCGGCUCUAUGGAUCUACCAUUCCCAUAAUCAGCGAGGAAAACAAAAAAGCAAGCUGGACCGAAAGAAGCCAGUAUAAGUAUUUCUGGCUCAUUGAUCCGCUUGAUGGCACGAAGGAGUUCAUCAAACGAAACGGCCAGUUCACAGUCAAUAUAGGUUUGUGCCGAGGAAACGAGGCGAUACUUGGCGUUGUCACCGUUCCCACGCAGGGACACGCCUUUCUGGGUGCGGCCGGCGUAGGGGCGUAUAAAUUGGUCCCGGGGAAACCCCGUGUAAAACUCCAGACGGCCCCGUUCUCAAUAGAGGAUCCCGAUCUUAGAGUCACGGCGUCUUCGUCUCACAAUUCGCCGGAAACUCGCGCUUUCACGGAGAAGCUUACGAGGCCACAAGUUGUCCAAUAUGGGUCCUCCUUGAAAAUCGUGAUGCUCGCUGAGGGACAGGCUCACCUCUAUCCGCGCUUUGCGUUGUGUUGCGAGUGGGACACCUGCGCGGCACACGCGGUGCUGAAAUUCGCCGGAGGAGAAAUCUAUCAGGCUGGCAAGGACGCUGACGGACUGUACGUGUCGAAGGAACCUCUCCAGUAUCACAAAGAGGAUUUCCUGAAUUCUUUCUUUGUAGCCGUUGCCAACAGAGAGGCCAGCCAAUCGAUGUGGUCCAGCCAGAACCUGGUCAAGACACUCGGGCGCGUUUCCGACUCCAAUUGCCAGGAGGUACUGAAGAAGAAUGCUGUGGCCAAGCAUUACCAAAGCCGGUGUGGCGGGGCGAACGCCUUCACCUGCAUCGAUUGCUACAAGACUUUCGAUCGUCAAACAAUCAUUGGCCAUACGAGCUGCACGACAGAGGAAGACAAGUGGCAUGGCCAGUAUGCGAAGUCCCGACGAACGCAGAACGGAAAUCCUCAAGUGUCCCAGGCUGGUCAACGUGAACGUGAGAGGAAGAAGCAAAAGACAGGCGACGCGGCCCACGGCACAACGUCCCAAAAGGUUGAAGCUCUCCAAGAUAACAAAAAGGCUUCGGCGAACGCUCGCAAGCAGAACGGCAAUCUUUUUCAGUGGCAAGGAGACUGGAAAUCUACCGUCGAACACAUCUUGAAUAAUCAGCCCAAUCAUUCUAUGGCUUGGAAGCCUCUUGCCAACCAGGCAGUAGAUCUGUAUCUCGCCUCAAACAAAAACAAAACACAGAAACCUCCGGAGAGCAGAGAGAUGCUCGUCAACGCUUGCCUGGCUUCCAUUCCCGAAGAUUUCGUCAACGACAAGGACGAAUUCGUGAGACUGCUUCACGCCUAA